UCCGGCAGAAGUCGUUUGUGUGAAGCCGUGAAGGUAUGUGAUUUGCAUGAAAGUAUAAAGAUGAAUGUUGACAAGAUACCAAGCACUAGUAAUAGUUUGAAUCCAAAACAUGAGCAGAAAAAGAUACAGGAAAAGGCAAAGAGAGAACUUGAUGCCAUCAUUCAGAGCUGGAAAGAUAAUUCUGAAGGAAUUGUACACGUUGUGAGUGGAACAGAAAAAGGUGAUCAACCACUUCAAGACUUACAUGCAAGCUAUCCUUCAGGAAGAGAAGAGAUUGARGGAAGCAACUGUAGCAGUUUGCAGCUGUAUCUCUAUGAAAAUGAAGCAACACCUUUGAAUGGAGGUCAAAGUGUCCCACAAUUUUCUAUGGCUUCAAAAUUCGAAGUACAGAGUAAUGAUGAGCUGCAGGUUGCAACGGGACUGUGCCAUCAGGCUGGAGAUGUUGUUAACAGUGCAGAAAACUACUCAAGUAUGUGUUUAGAAGAUGAUAGAAAUUUGGCUGUAAAAACAAAGUUAAAGAAUUUCAAAUUUAAGGAUAUUUCUGUCUCAACAGUGGUUGCAGGUGCUGUUUGUAGCUCAGUAGAGAAGUCAGUUUCCACAGUUAAUAGGAGUGAUGGUACUGUGGGCCUAUCAGUUGGUAAUGACACUACAGACAGUCCAUACAACAAUAAUCAAAAGAAAAACUUUUGUAAUUCGUGUAGAAAAUAUUACAAGCACGCAUCUCACUUAUCACGUCACAUUAAGGCAGCACAUGAAAAUCAAAAACCUCAUCUUUGUAACAUUUGUAACGCUACCUUCACAAGGUCUGAAUCACUUAUUGGACAUUUAAGAAAGCACGAACAGCGUGACAAAGCAGAGAUGUCCAAGCAUGGCCCAUAUAAGUGCCCCAAAUGCCAUAAGUCAUACCAGCAAGCAUAUAAUGUGACCCGACACUUGCUGUCGCAUAACGGAGUAAAACCAUUCAAGUGUACAGAAUGUAACAAAUCUUUUACUCAGUAUACUGGGCUGUCCAGACAUUUAGUUCUUCACAAGGGAAGUAGGGAUUUUGAAUGCAAGAAAUGUGGCAAAUCAUUUGCGAGACUGUUUGUUUUAAAUCGACACAUGUUGACCCAUACAGAUGAUAAACCCUAUAAAUGUUUUGUUUGCAGUAAGUCUUUUAUUCGAGCCAGUCAGUUGUCUAUUCAUAUGAACUCUCAUCAGAAAAAAGGUUCAAAUAGUUCAGUGGGGUAGCAGUUGAUGAAGCCUAAGUCAUGUAUUGGCACUAUUUGCAUGAUGGCAUCAUUUGACUACAACUACCAGAAUCCCUUGCACACUUUUUUUUGUUCAGUCAAUUGGCAACAAUAAACUUACUAUUCUCCCAUCA
Messenger RNA from Actinia tenebrosa (Australian red waratah sea anemone), 1363 nucleotides. RefSeq lists its product as uncharacterized. The record is from RefSeq and is a predicted model, not a curated record. Lineage: Eukaryota; Metazoa; Cnidaria; Anthozoa; Actiniaria; Actiniidae. Gene Ontology annotation, biological process: regulation of transcription by RNA polymerase II. Gene Ontology annotation, molecular function: DNA-binding transcription repressor activity, RNA polymerase II-specific; RNA polymerase II cis-regulatory region sequence-specific DNA binding. Gene Ontology annotation, cellular component: nucleoplasm.